UCCUCAACUCUCUCAUUCUAAACACCUAAAAAUUCUUCCAAAGAAAUAUUCACAUCCCACAAAAAUUCUUCAAGCUUUCAUCCAUGGCGAUGAACUCGUCGAUCAACGAGAAAAACAUCGAGGAGGAGGAGGAGAGCGGAUGGACCAAGUAUUUGGAGGACUUCUCUUGCAACAACGACACCUUCAUAAGUAGCUCUUCUAUGGUCUCGGACGCAGCGUGGAAUGGCUCCUCCGAUACAAUCAAAAAGCUGAAUUUGAAGAAGUUGAACCGAAGAAGGAAAUACACGUAUGAAUACGACGAUGCUUUAGAGGAUACGGCUAGCUCUCCCGUUCAUAGCCCUAAGGUUAGCACGAUGAUGAAGCAUAUGGAGGUCAACCACAGAAAGAUGGAUGAUGUUGCUUCCUGCGAUUUCAUGGGUCAGCAGUCAAAUUCAAAGAAUUUCUUGAAACCUGAAAGAGAAGAGAGAAAUACGAAGAAUAUUGUUAUUGACAACGAAACUAGCGAUCAAUAUAUGGAGCUAAGGAAGAGAGGAUUAUGUUUAGUGCCAAUGUCAGCUUUGAUGAAUUAUAUUGGUUAAUUACUAUAGUUUCUGUAUCGAUCUUUUCACACACUUUAAUGUCAAAAUUAGUAACAUACUACUAGUAUA
Messenger RNA from Salvia splendens (bonfire salvia), 647 nucleotides. RefSeq names its product vascular-related unknown protein 1. The record is from RefSeq and is a predicted model, not a curated record. Gene Ontology annotation, biological process: xylem development. NCBI's taxonomy places the organism in Eukaryota, Viridiplantae, Streptophyta, Magnoliopsida, Lamiales, Lamiaceae. The coding region runs from base 84 to 578 and encodes 164 amino acids. The transcript is spliced from 3 exons.